Messenger RNA from Daphnia pulicaria, 4142 nucleotides. Its product is annotated as F-BAR domain only protein 2-like. The transcript has 21 exons. The record is from RefSeq and is a predicted model, not a curated record. NCBI's taxonomy places the organism in Eukaryota, Metazoa, Arthropoda, Branchiopoda, Diplostraca, Daphniidae. Gene Ontology annotation, biological process: clathrin coat assembly; clathrin-dependent endocytosis. The coding region runs from base 125 to 3646 and encodes 1173 amino acids. Gene Ontology annotation, cellular component: plasma membrane; cytoplasm; clathrin-coated vesicle.
UACAAAGCAAAAGGCACCCGAGAGAGGGGAGUGAAAAACGUAGAGUCAAAGGGGUGGGUAGUAGUAGCUUUUUUGAAGGAACGUCAACCUUUUUUUAAAAAAGCUGCGAGGCCAAAAAGUGAAAAUGGUAGUGGAUUUCUGUGAUUAUUUCUGGGGAGAGAGGAACAGUGGAUUUGACGUGUUGUAUCAUAACAUGAAGUAUGGCCUCGUUGCAAGCAAAGAGUUGGCGGAAUUCCUCAGAGAAAGAUCUUCUCUGGAGGAAACAUAUAGCAAACAGUUAGGUAAAUUGGCCAAGCAGUGUGGCUCGUCAACCAGCAUAGCAGCUGCCAAUAGUGCUACCACUAAUCCAAAUGGAGCUCCAAACGUCGGGCCCCUGUGUACAUUUACUCCAUUGUGGCAAUUACUUAAAACAUCCUGUGAAAAAGUGGCUCAGCUUCAGUUACAGAUGGCUCAAAAGCUAAAUGAAAUGGUUAAAGAUGUUGGCAAAUACAGUGAUGAACUAGCCAGGAAACACAAGGUUGUCAAGGAAUCGGAAAGCAACACAGUUGAAGCUAUUCAGCUUUUGAAUCAAACCAAUGUGACCUUACAACGAUCAAAAGAGGCAUACUUUCAACGCGGUGGGGAACUGACGAAAUUGCGCCGAGAUGGCUCAACAUCGAACAAGGACUUGGAGCGUGCCGACACCAAAUUUCGCAAGGCUGCUGAAGAGUACCGGAACUUAGUUGAAAAAUACGCACAAAUGCGGGAAGAUUUCGAAAGAAAAAUGACCGUUUCUUGCAGGCAUUUUCAAGAAGUGGAAGAAGGUCAUCUAAGUCAAAUGCGAAAUUUCCUCAACAGCUACGUUAAUGUCUUGUGCAACAACUAUGAAGCUAUGGGACAGGUUCACGUCGAUCUUCGACAGCAGUGGGAUGACUUGAGUGUCGAUCGACUUAUGGACAUGUUUGUCGUGUCCAAGAUGACAGGCAUGGAAAAACCUUUACCUGUAGAAUUCGAAGAGUUCCCCUUGGACAGUGAUCAACAACUGGGAGCAAAUACUUCGAAUCAACUUCCCGAUUACUUGGAAGAAUGGACAGCGCCCACGUCUACUACUGGCAAAGUUCGAGAAGAUGGAGGUGAGUCCAGGAAGAAGGUGUCAAACAAGAAGUCGUUCAUCAGCAGCAGCAAGGAGGAGAAGAAGGAGAAACGAAGCAAACGAGACAGCGAAGAAGGUGGUCGAGUCGCCGGCAAACAGGGUUCCCGCCGGGCUACUUCUCUCUUGAACUUAUUCACCUCCUCCUCCUCUUCCUCCCCAAAUGCCCAGGGCAAGAGCAAGGUGAAGGCAUCAGGCAAGGUUCGUCCGCUCAAGGGAGGAGGUGAUUCGGCGGCCGAGGAACCGAUGAGUCCAUCUGUGGACGUGGUGAGCGUCGCCAGCGGGCGGGGCUUGGGCGGAUCAGCUCCUGCAACGCCCACUGAGGCCGAGUCGGCCACCAACCAGUCAGCCACCGGAUCCUGGAGCAGGAACUCUUUGCGGGGCUCGAAAUACGAAUCGCCUCCUCGCUCUUCCACAUCGUCCUCCGCCAAUACUUCCAUCUCCGGAUUGGGGAUCGCUUCUUGGACUGCAGGGUUUUUGAAGAGCCGCCGUGACCGCCGAAAGGAAAAAGACAAGGACAAGAACAAGGUGUCGAAAAAGAAGCGCGAUUCGGAUGCAUCCAGCAUUAAGAGCGACGGCGAGCCCAACCUGACCGGCUCGGCAACGGGAGUCGCCGUCGUGAGUGGAGGAAGCAAUGUUUCUAGCGGCAACAUCACUCUUGGAGGAGGUGUGGGUAGCGGCGGCGGCGGCAGUGGUCAAGAUAGUAGCAGUUUCGGACGUGAAAAAGAGCGCCGCGAAGACAAGGAUGAAAGUCCGUUGUACUCGACUGGCGACACGGCGUCCGACAGCGCCGUUAAAGUCGACGACGAAGGCUACACAAUUCGACCGCGAGAUGAAACGUGGAAUGCGGAGAAAACCAGCGGUUUCUACUCGAGUUCCGACGCUGAUUCGGAUGACGAGCCGGAGAGAAAAUUGCACGUUGAAAUCAAACCCAUUACCAACGGAUCCAAUUUGCCAAGUGCCACGGUUGAUGAACUGAAAGCGACCAUUGAAGGAUUCAAUAUCAACACUUCCAUGUUCAACACUGCCGCUAAAAAGAACACUUCCAUGGAUUCCUAUUCGACAUCUCAACUGAGUAUGGGGAAAUCGAGUAGCGAUCUAGUCGGUCUAAACCUAUUUCACAGUCCUACUAAUUCCAACACUUCUACCCCGACCGGCACUGUCGCUGCUGGAGGCCAGUCCUUUGGUUCCAUGAUGUCACCCACUGGAACGGGUUCGCCCUCCAACCGGCAUAAUACGGCCACACCUGCAGCCUGUGCAGGUGAAGAUCUGUUUGAUGAAGUGGGCGAAAUCGUUCCUGCAUUACCUCCUAAACAGGGAAGGUUGCAAGCUCCCAACUCCCGAGGCAGCACGCCCACUCUUGGCACUAUCGCCGUCCCACGCCCGCCUUCUCGCAAAGGAAUGGAGACCACUGCUCGUUUGGCAGCCGCCAGUCCUCUCACACUCCAGUCGUCGCCAGCUCCUAGUGCCAACACAUAUUCAACUAACAUAGCGCGAGCUGAUUCCGUUCUGAGCCUCGACUUUAGAUCUGGUGUAUCGACCUCGCCGACGUCACUGAGCCGACCGGGAUCGAGAUCGGCUGGUCCGUCGCCGUUAACCGUCAGCAUGCCUUCGACGGGAAGUGCAGGAGCUGUCGACAGUAUCCCACUUGCAGUUGCAUUCCAAGAGGUUGUUCACGCCCUGUUCCGCGGAACCGACGAGGCGAGAUGCCAAGUCCGGAUCAGCGGCGACAUGAUGCUCUCAUUUCCAGCUGGUUUGGUCCAGUUGAUCAAUGCACAGCCUAAUCAUAACAUACCGCCCAUAUCAUUCCGAAUUCGUAAUUAUCAAAAUCUGGAGAACGUUGUUCCCAACAAACAAGUGCUCAACAUGGAACAAGAUCUGAUGAGCGUCGAGCCAGUGUUCCAUUUCAACAUGCCACAGUUAACUUUGCUUCUCAAACGGCAAGCCGAACAAAAUCCUUCGGCGUCCUACUUCAAUGUGGAUAUCCUCAAGUAUCAAGUGAAGGCUCAGAGUGGCACAGGCUCAGCGCCGUUGCACUUGGUGGCCUAUUGGAAGUGCGAGCCGUCGCAAACGGACGUACGUUUGGACUACAAAUUCAACGCCCACGCCCAAGUAACGCCGGCUCCGCUGCGCAAUCUCAUGAUUUCCGUACCGAUCGAAGGAGCUGUGACGUCGAUGCAAGCCAAACCGCAAGGAGAAUGGAUGGGAAAUAGUAAUCGCGCUCUUUGGAAGCUACCGGAAAUGUCGCUGGAAGCGGAUGGUGCCAACAUGGGCUCAAUACGAGCCCGUUUCAACGUCAGCGGCAGUUCGGGCAGCCCGACGACAAUCACUGCUCACUUUGGUUGCGACGGCUCGACCAUGUCUGGCGCUGAAAUGGAUUUAGUCUCGACGGGCUACCGGACAUCCUUGGUCAAAAGACGUUUCGUCGCCGGUAAAUAUCUGUGCGAAGCUGAGGCUUCAGCUCUGCAGAACAAUCGUUACGCGGCACCGCCGGGCCCGACUUCCACCGAAUGCUGAAAUAAAUUCUUAGAACCUGAUUGAAGCAAAGUCACGAAGGGUAACCAAAACUCGCAUCUAAUCGAAUUGGAAGGAAUCUUCUCUUUUAGACACACAUAUUCUACUGUAUACAUACCUUUAAAAAAAAAAAAUAGAAAAAACAAAACAAAAAAUCGGUAACCCCCCAAACUCUCGACGCUCUUCCUCCCCUCCCUCACAUCCAAAUUUUUAAACCAACAAAAAAAAAAUAUUGAUUAAUAAUAAUAAUUAAUAAGUAAUGGGUCAAACCAUUUGUUGUCUUGUUCAGCAGCAAUAGCAGCAAACCAACCGAUUUGCACGUUGAAAAAAAAAAAUUGUUACAUGUAAAGCUGCCUUACCUUGAAAAGGGCAAGACAUCACUUUAUCUUCUUAUAUUUGCCCCUUUUUCCCUCGUUUCCUGUUUCUUCUUAAUUUUUUGGGUCAUAAUACGAUACAAACUACAAAACAAACAAAAAAUAUACUUAUUUUUGUAAAUAAA